This is a messenger RNA of Paramecium sonneborni, 2821 nucleotides long. The record is from the annotation of a GenBank genome assembly. Lineage: Eukaryota; Ciliophora; Oligohymenophorea; Peniculida; Parameciidae.
AUGCAAUUUUUAAUCAGAUCCACUGCACCCAAAUUACCUAUCAAUCUAGAAUGUGUACUUAGAGAAAAUAAAUAAAUCAUUGAACUUAAAAUCACCACUAUUCAUCCUGGCCCUAUUAAUCAAUAACACAUUGAUAUAUUCUUAAAUGAUGUUGAAAUGACAGAAAAGGAUCAUAAACGUUUUAACUCUCUAGAACCUAUUGUUAAAUAUUCUAUUGCUCAUUAAUAUAUGACUAUCACUGGUUAAUUACUCAAUCUUAAUCUUGAAAAAACAUAAGAACUCUUAAAAUCAAAUAAUCUAUUCGAUUUAGCAUGUGCUUAUUAUUGGAUUAUGGUUUCAGGACCGCAAGAAACCUGUGAAUUAAUCUUUGAUUCCAAUAUAGAUUUAUAAGGAAUGUCUCUUAUUAUGUAUUUAAAUUGUCUUAAUCAAUCUUAAUAAACAUGUUCUAUUGAUCUUAUUGAUAAACAUUUAAAACAAAAUGAUGAUCCAGAAAUCAUUUAUUUAAUGCUCAGAUUACUUAAAAAACAUUGCAAUUCAAAUAGACAACUAGUUGAAAAAGUCAUCUUAACUAAUCUUGAUAAAUUAGAAUCCUCUCUCUAAGCCAAAUAUUGUUUCUCAGAAUUUAUUAAUGAAUACUAUGAAAAUUUUGAAGUUACAUCCUCUUUUCGAGAUUUAUUAAUAGCAAACAAAUUAGAAUAAUAUCUACAAAAUCCAAGCAUAAUCUUUCCUUAUCAAAAUUAAGAAGAAUAACAAUAUCCAUUAAUCUCAAAAAGAGAAUCUAAAUAUAUUUAUAAACUAGAUAAUUGUGACAUGCAAUAAGAAAUAGAACUAUUAAAAUAAAAUGUAGGCUUCAUUAUUGAAGAUGAAUUUAUGGUUUAAAAUGAAAUCGAAAAAUAAGAUGGAGUCAAUAUAUUUGAACUUAAAUAAGAAAUUAACAUAUUAAAAAGAAAAUUAGCUGAAUCUGAAAAAUUAAAUUUAUAAUAUGAAUAAAAAAUCAGUAAAUUAGAAGAAGAUAAAGAAUUCUUAUUAUCAGAAUUAGAAGAAUCAAAAAGAUAGAUCAAUUUUAAUUCAUUUCAUUCGAUCGAAAAAGAUAAAUAAUAAUAAUAAUAAUAAUUAAAAUAAACUAAAUAAUAAAUAUUUCUUACUAAUAAAUAAGAUUUAUUAAAAGCUACAAAAACAACUAGUUUAAAAGCUUCUGUAAAUUUUGCAAAUAUUCAAUAAAAUAAAUAAUAAUUACCUUAAAUUUAAUAAUAAAUAGAGAAUAGCGAAAUUAAUCAUAAAAAUGAUUAAAUAGAAAAUUUUGAUAAAAAGAUUGAAGAAGUAACAUCAGAAAAAUGUUUGAAUUCAGAGAAGUCAAUAGAAAGUCCAAAAACUCCAUUAGAAUCUAUAACACCUCACUAAUGUAGUUAAGCAAGUGUAUUUGGAAAUUCAUUUAUUCCUCCUUCUUCUCCACCACCACCACCACUUCCUUUAGAUAAAAAAGGAGUACCUCCUCCUCCACCACCAAUAUUUGGUAAACCAGGUUUUCCUCCUCCACCACCUCCACCACCUGGUAGCAUAAAAAGCUAAAAGGAAUUAAAACCAAAAUUUGAUAUAAUACCUAUUGAAAUUACAAUGAAGAAAUGUCAAACUUGGAAUCCAAUUCCAAAUAAUAAAGUAGAAGGAUCAAUUUGGGAAUAAUUUAAUUAUGAUGAUAUGAAAUUUGAAAUUGGUGAAUUUAUAGAUAUUUUUGCUGCCAAAUCUAUUAUUGAUCAAUCUAUAAUGUAAUCAGGUGGUAUUUUUUAAUCUAUGUAUAUAAAAAAAGAGCCAAUAACUAAAUUAUCAAAAGGCAGUGGUCCAAAAGACCCUAAUAGAGCUUAAGCUAUAUAAAUGGCAUUGAAGAGAGUCAAGUAUCCAGUAGAGGAAAUACUUGAAGCUAUAAGAAUAGUUGAUGAAGAAAAAUUAACUGAAGAUAAGGUUACAUUAUUGAUAGAUUGUUUACCAAAAGAAAAUGAGAAGAAUUUAUGGAAGGAAGAAAAAUAAUGGGAUUUUUAAGAAUUUUAAUAGAGAAUAGGAGAUUAUAGUGAUGCUGAUAAAUUUUGUAUGUUUGUUAUGGAAAUAAAAUGUUAUGAAGAAAGAUUGAUUAGUUUAAAUGCAAAAUAUGAAUCAUUAAAGAAUUAAGUAGUUAUAGAGGAAUUAUUAUUAAUGUUUGAUGCUGUUUUUGAUUAAAUAAAAAAUGAUUAAGAAUUAUUUACAUUGAUAAGAUAUUUAUUUUAUUAUGGAUCAAUAUUAAAUGGAAAUAAUUAGUUUUAUGGAUUAAGAUUUGAUAGUAUUCCUAAAGUAACAUGUUAUUCAGACAAAUAAAAAUAAUUUGAUAUUUGGAUGUAUGUAAUAAAGAAAAUUGAAGAAUCAGGAUUUAUAAUAGAUUUGGAUGCAGAUUUAUCUAAAUUAGAUACAUUAUCUUAGGAGACUAGAAGAAUGGAUAAUUUAUUUGUAUUUUUAAAACAAUUUGAAUAAAACAAAUAAUAAAUAAUAAUGGCUAGAGACAGUGAUUAAGGAGGUGACGAUAAAGCAAAAUAAGUUUUUGGUUAAUUAUAUGAUGAGAUUGAAUUAUUUGUGAUAGUUCAGAAAGCAAAUUUAAAGAAUUUAGAGAGUAAAUAUAAAGAAUUAUGUAAAAUGUUUGGAGAAUCUCCUUCAAAGCCAAGUGAUUAAUUUAUUAAGACAAUAUAUGAUAUAAAAAGAAAAGUAAGAGAGAGGAAACGAAUUCUUUUAGAAUAAGAAAACUAAAAGAAAAGAAGAUAAGCAUUAGAUGAAAAAAGAAAGACAAUAAUAAAAAAAUGAU